Gastrolobium bilobum is the source of this 747-nucleotide messenger RNA. RefSeq names its product large ribosomal subunit protein eL32z. Gene Ontology annotation, biological process: translation. Gene Ontology annotation, molecular function: structural constituent of ribosome. The transcript is spliced from 4 exons. The record is from RefSeq and is a predicted model, not a curated record. NCBI's taxonomy places the organism in Eukaryota, Viridiplantae, Streptophyta, Magnoliopsida, Fabales, Fabaceae. Gene Ontology annotation, cellular component: ribosome; cytosolic large ribosomal subunit. Bases 160 to 561 code for a protein of 133 amino acids.
UCGGUAUCAUAAGGGAUUGCACCGUAUUUCAUGGUGGAUCCAAGAACAUCCAAUAAUUACCCGUUUAUAUAUGUAGCUCUUUAAAACCCUACUCUCGAGUUCUCCUCUGUUGGGCUCAUCCGAAGUUCUAACAGGAGCACCGUUACAAGCAGAGACAAGAUGGCUGUUCCCUUGCUAAGCAAGAGAAUUGUGAAGAAGCGUGUCAAGAAAUUCAAGAGGCCCCAGAGUGACCGGAAAAUUUCUGUCAAGCCCAGUUGGCGAAGGCCAAAGGGUAUUGAUUCACGUGUAAGGAGAAAGUUCAAAGGAUGUGCUUUAAUGCCAAACAUUGGUUAUGGUUCGGACAAGAAGACCCGACAUUAUCUUCCUAAUGGAUUCAAGAAGUUUGUUGUCCACAAUGUCAAGGAUCUGGAACUUCUGAUGAUGCAUAACAGGACAUACUGUGCUGAGAUAGCACACAAUGUGUCAACCAGGAAAAGAAAGGAGAUUGUAGAACGCGCAUCACAGUUGGAUGUGGUUGUUACUAACAAACUGGCCAGGUUGCGCAGCCAAGAGGACGAGUGAUUGGUGUUACUAUAUCAUAUUAUUUUGCUUUUAUCAGUUAUGGCAUGGACUUUGCAGAAAAUCCUUUUCCGAGUGAUUGUGUUUUUGGAUUACAGUGUUUGGAUCUAGAGCUUUUAGAGGUACAAUUUGUUUGACACAUUCAUAUUAAUAGUCAUCUUAUACUCUCUUCCCCGGUUCUUGCUAUCA